UGAUGGCGGCGGGCGGCGCGGCGCUGUGGCGGCGGCUCUCGGCCUGGCUGCCCCCGGCCUGGCUGCCCCGCGGCCGCCUCGGCCUGGCCGCGCUGCUCGGCCGCCUCUCUGACCGCCUCUCCCGCGGCCGCGACCGCCGCGCCCGCAGAUCAUCAUGGCUUCUUCUAGCCCCACUGCUCACCCCUCCUGUUCCAGUGAUCACAGCCCCACCGUGUUCGCUCUGUCCAGAAGGAGCACACAGGUUCCAGUGGAUUGGGAAUCUGGUCCCAGAGUUUGGGAUCUCCAGCUCACACGUCAAGGUGCUUUCAUCCCCUGCAGAAUUCUAUGAACUCCUGAAGGUGCAGAUCAAAGCAGCCAAGCAGCGGGUGGUGAUGGCCUCACUGUACCUGGGAACAGGGCUCCUUGAGCAGGAGCUGGUGGAUUGCUUAGAAGAAACGCUGGAGAAAUCCCUGCAAGCAAAAGGCUCGCCUGACCUCAGAGUUUCCAUUCUCCUGGACUACACCAGGGGCUCCCGGGGCAGGAAGAAUUCUCGGACAAUGCUGAUCCCGUUGCUGCAGCGAUUUCCCGAGAAAGUCCGUGUGUCCCUCUUCCACACCCCAAACUUGCGUGGACUUCUCCGGCUCCUGAUUCCAGAGCGUUUCAAUGAGACCAUUGGGCUGCAGCACAUCAAGGUGUAUCUCUUUGAUGACAAUGUGAUCCUGAGCGGCGCAAACCUGAGUGAUCUGUACUUCACCAAUCGGCAGGACCGCUAUGUCCUGCUGCAGGACUCUCCAGAGAUUGCAGACUUCUUCACAGAGCUUGUGGAUGCAAUUGGAGAUGUGUCCCUGCAGUUGCAGAGGGAUGAUACAGUCCAGAUGAUGGAGGGAAUGGUACACCCAUACCAAGGAGACAAGGUGGCUUACUGCGAGAUUGCCAACCGGAGGGUCAUGGAGGUCAUCAACUCUGCCCGGACACGGCAAGAGCUCCUUCAUGCAAAGACUUUCCACAGCAGCCAUCCAGGCAGCUCUCUGUUAUCCCAGCAAGGCUCUCAAGCAUCUGGGGGUCUGAAACCAGAACCUGACACCUGGAUCUAUCCCUUGAUCCAAAUGAAACCUUUUGGUAUUCAAAUAGAUGAGAUGGUCACAGAGACACUGCUGACCGAGGCUGAGCGGGAUGCCAGGAUAUACCUCACCACUGGCUACUUCAACCUGACUCAGGCCUACAUGGACCUCAUCCUGGGCACGAGGGCUGAGUACCGGAUCCUCCUGGCCUCGCCAGAGGUCAAUGGGUUUUUUGGUGCCAAGGGGGUGGCAGGUGCCAUCCCUGCUGCCUAUGUUUACAUUGAACACCAGUUUUACAGCGAGGUCUGCUACCUGCAGCAGCAGGAGAGGGUGCAGCUGCAGGAGUACUCCCGUGCCGGGUGGACGUUCCAUGCCAAAGGCCUCUGGCUGUACCUGGCAGGGAGUGACCUGCCCUGCCUGACCCUGAUCGGCUCUCCGAAUUUUGGGUAUCGAUCAGUUCAUCGUGACUUGGAAGCCCAGGUUGCGAUAGUGACAGAAAAUAAAGCCUUGCAGCAGCAGCUCCAUCAGGAGCAAGAACAGCUUUACCUCUGCUCAGGUGUGGUCUCAACGUCAACGUUUGAGCAGCCAAAUCGUUAUGUGAAGCUGUGGGUGAAGCUGGUGACACCUCUGAUCAAGAAUUUCUUUUGAAAGAAGAAAAGCUGCUGCUUUGGGUUGAAGGUCCAGACGUAGGUGGGCCCUCGCAUCCGUGUCUUAUAGACGGGACAUUCAUAGACGUUGGUGGUGUCCACGCGGUCCACAGGGAUGGCUCUGAGCAAGAUGACCGGCAUGGUGGGCGUCAGCUCCUUCAGCAGCGCGUCAGCAAUCGACCCCGAGGCGACGUCCCAGCGCGCACCUGCAACGUGACAGCGGCGUUGGGUGACCCUCACAGCUGCCCCGGGCUUCUCACCAGGGGCUUUGUUCAGAACUACUGAUGGGUGGGAGCUGGAGGAUGAAGGGUGGAUAGAGUGGCUCAGUAGUGGUUAGGGCUGACGUGUCCUCAACUCACUGUGACCCAGGACUGCAUUUGCCUUACUGUGUGUGGGAUGUCUGAAUAAAUUCUGUCCCCACCCCUCCCUUCAGCACGGCUUUGCAUGGGAAUUGCAGAGCUAAAGGUGAACUGGCUGUGGUGGGAUCUACCACACACUGUCCUGUGUGCUCUGCGCUCUUGUCCAAGCGGACCCCUCAGCUCCUCUGCUGAACUGCCUCCUUCCCCUUCAUUUCAGCAGUAAUUAUUAUAGGUUUGAGUUUUCCUAUUUGUCUUACUCAUACAUCAAAUAAGAAUGUGACAUAUUUAA
This is a messenger RNA of Lepidothrix coronata (blue-crowned manakin), 2335 nucleotides long. It is a transcript of the gene PGS1, whose product is annotated as phosphatidylglycerophosphate synthase 1. Gene Ontology annotation, cellular component: mitochondrion. Gene Ontology annotation, molecular function: CDP-diacylglycerol-glycerol-3-phosphate 3-phosphatidyltransferase activity. The coding region runs from base 3 to 1688 and encodes 561 amino acids. Gene Ontology annotation, biological process: cardiolipin biosynthetic process. The record is from RefSeq and is a predicted model, not a curated record. Lineage: Eukaryota; Metazoa; Chordata; Aves; Passeriformes; Pipridae. The transcript has 10 exons.